Molecule: messenger RNA, 4455 nt
Organism: Rhinopithecus roxellana (golden snub-nosed monkey)
Lineage: Eukaryota; Metazoa; Chordata; Mammalia; Primates; Cercopithecidae
Gene: ZNF12
Product: zinc finger protein 12
Exons: 5
Coding region: 1386-3479 (697 amino acids)
Biological process (GO): regulation of transcription by RNA polymerase II
Cellular component (GO): nucleus
Molecular function (GO): DNA-binding transcription factor activity, RNA polymerase II-specific; RNA polymerase II transcription regulatory region sequence-specific DNA binding
Source: RefSeq, a predicted model, not a curated record
ACAGAACGUAACUUGCAUCAAUUACCUACAGUUUUCAGAGAGGUGUAAAGUACCUCAAAGAUAAUGAACAGUGUUGGAAUCAAGUAACAUGGUUUUCUAAAUGUGCUUCGUUUUCCAUUAAAACGCAAAUUUCUUCUGCUUGCCUCAUCCUCUUCAGGAAGUAGAGUUCUGGGUAAUUUUUUUUUCUUUCAAUUCUGUACAUAUUCUCUGAGUUUUCUAGCUAUCACAAAUUCAAAGUGAUUUGGAAAAGCUGGAAUUCCUUUUUUCCUUGUUGUGGCUAGGAUGGUAUCCUGUCCCAGGCUAAUCUAUUAUUUCAUCCAUGGGCUCUAUUUACUAAUGUUUUCGUUAAAUGUGUCAUUGUAAUCAUAAGGAAGCAUGAUGCACCCUCUUGUUCCACUUCUCGUGGUUGCACAUGGACAUUGAUUUUAAGCCUUGAGCUCUCGGGUAAGGCAAGACUGGCCCGGGCAUGGUCCACAAGACGAUACUUGAAGCAGAGACUUUCUAGACGUUCCCUUAAAGAUAGUCAAGACAUCCCCAUGAAGACGUUCCCUUAAACUAAGGAGAAAUUUGAGUCUGGGGUACCGGGUUGCCAAUUCUCUUAGCAUAGAGCAUUUCAACCGCUAGACCAGAUAGAGACAUUUAAGACGGUUCCUAAAUUUGGGGAGCGCGUAGGCUUAUGGGAAAUAGAGUCACGGUAUUUAUCCUGGGACCUGCGGUGGGCCCCCGGAGGCAGACUUCCGAUGCAUUCCUGCGCGUGUGCACCCCGCUCUGUGUGCGUGUUCGCGCAUGCGCGUCGCUGCCGCACUGCCCUCGCUUCCUGUGCGUCCCCAGGUCACCGCUCGCCCUAGUUCCCAGGCUUUGGCCUCCGGUGGGCGAGAAUCGCGGAGUCUGCGAGGCUGGGCGCGGAAGAGCCGGGCCGGCACCCAAGCGGGCGCGGGGCUGUGCAGGCCAGGGUUCGCGCCGGCCGGGCGGAGGCUCAAGCAGGGAUCCCUGAGCACGACCCCCGGAGCCUACGGCGCUGGGGCCCGAGGGGCCGGCCGGGCGGUGUCGGCGGCGGAGGCGAAGGGGCAGCGGGACCUGGGCACGAUCCGUGUACGUCCUCGACGGCCCGGCCCCGGCUCCGCAGGACGGUGAGCCCCAGGGACACGGAUCUGAGCUCCGGGAGGGACGCCCCGCCUGGAUUUGUCCCGUAGGCCCGGCACGGGCCCCUCGGGAGCAGAACGGUCUUGGUGAGGUGGAGAGGAGGAGACCUCGCGAGCAGACGCGCGCCCGCGACAGCAGUCCCUCCCCGGCCUCUCGGGAGCGGUGGGGCAGAGGCUGCGGAGCCUCAGGAGGACCUGCCUCCGCUUUCACAGUCCUCCAGAUUUUCCCAAGAGCAGCAGAAAAUGAAUAAAUCCCUGGGGCCAGUGUCAUUCAAGGAUGUGGCUGUGGACUUCACCCAGGAGGAGUGGCAGCAACUGGACCCUGAGCAGAAGAUAACUUACAGGGAUGUGAUGCUGGAGAACUACAGCAAUCUAGUUUCCGUGGGGUAUCACAUUAUCAAACCGGAUGUUAUCAGCAAGUUGGAGCAAGGAGAAGAGCCAUGGAUAGUAGAAGGAGAAUUCCUACUUCAGAGCUAUCCAGAUGAAGUCUGGCAAACUGAUGACCUGAUAGAGAGAAUCCAGGAAGGCGAAAAUAAACCUUCAAGCCAAACUGUGUUCAUUGAGACCCUGAUUGAAGACAGAGGUAAUGUUCCUGGUAAAACUUUUGAUGUAGAAACGAACCCUGUUCCUUCAGGAAAAACAGCCUAUAGAAAUAGCCUCUGUGACUCAUGUGAAAAGUGUUUAGCAUCUGUUUCAGAAUAUAUUAGUAGUGAUGGAAGCUAUGCAAGAAUGAAAGCUGAUGAAUGUAGUGGAUGUGGGAAAUCGCUCCUCCAUAUUAAGCUUGAGAAAACUCAUCCAGGAGAUAAAGCUUAUGAAUUUAAUCAAAAUGGGAAACCUUAUACUCUAAACGAAGAAAGUCUUUAUCAGAAAAUUCAUAUUUUGGAGAAGCCUUUUGAAUAUAUUGAAUGCCAGAAAGCCUUCCAAAAGGACACUGUUUUUGUUAAUCACAUGGAAGGAAAGCCCUAUAAGUGGAAUGGAUCUGAAAUAGCCUUUCUCCAGAUGUCGGACCUCACUGUACAUCAAGCAUCUCAUUUGGAAAUGAAGCCCUAUGAAUGCAGUGAAUGUGGGAAAUCCUUCUGUAAAAAGUCAAAAUUUAUUAUACAUCAGAGGACUCAUACAGGAGAGAAACCUUACGAAUGUAAUCAGUGUGGGAAAUCCUUCUGCCAGAAGGGAACCCUAACUGUGCAUCAGAGAACACACACAGGGGAGAAGCCCUAUGAAUGUAAUGAAUGUGGGAAAAACUUUUACCAGAAGUUACACCUCAUUCAGCAUCAGAGAACUCACUCAGGAGAGAAGCCCUAUGAAUGUAGUUAUUGUGGAAAAUCCUUUUGCCAGAAGACACACCUCACACAACAUCAGAGAACACAUUCAGGAGAGAGACCUUAUGUUUGUCAUGACUGUGGGAAAACCUUCUCGCAGAAGUCAGCACUUAAUGACCAUCAGAAAAUUCACACAGGUGUGAAACUCUACAAGUGUAGUGAAUGUGGGAAAUGCUUCUGCCGCAAGUCGACUCUCACGACCCACCUGAGGACCCACACAGGAGAGAAACCCUAUGAAUGUAAUGAGUGUGGAAAAUUCUUCUCUCGGUUGUCAUAUCUCACUGUACAUUAUAGAACUCAUUCAGGAGAGAAACCCUAUGAAUGUAAUGAAUGUGGAAAAACUUUCUACCUGAAUUCAGCCCUCAUGAGACAUCAGAGAGUGCACACAGGAGAGAAACCUUACGAAUGUAACGAAUGUGGAAAGUUAUUCUCCCAGUUGUCAUACCUCACUAUACAUCAUAGAACUCAUUCAGGAGUAAAACCCUAUGAAUGUAGUGAAUGUGGGAAAACCUUCUACCAGAACUCAGCCCUUUGUAGACAUAGGAGAAUACACAAAGGCGAGAAGCCCUAUGAAUGUUACAUAUGUGGAAAAUUCUUCUCUCAGAUGUCAUACCUCACUAUACAUCACAGAAUUCAUUCAGGAGAGAAGCCCUAUGAAUGUAGUGAAUGUGGGAAAACCUUCUGCCAGAAUUCAGCCCUUAAUCGACAUCAGAGAACACACACAGGAGAGAAAGCCUACGAAUGUUAUGAAUGUGGGAAGUGCUUCUCUCAGAUGUCCUAUCUCACUAUACAUCAUCGAAUUCAUUCAGGAGAGAAACCCUUUGAAUGUAAUGAGUGUGGAAAAGCCUUCUCUCGGAUGUCAUACCUCACUGUACACUACAGAACUCAUUCAGGAGAGAAACCCUAUGAGUGUACUGAAUGUGGAAAAAAAUUCUACCACAAAUCAGCAUUCAACAGCCAUCAGAGAAUUCACAGGAGAGGGAAUAUGAAUGUAAUAGAUGUGGGAAGGCUUCUCUGAAGUCAGACCUCACUGUAUAACAGAGAACCCUUUCAAAAUAGUGAAUCAGAAACUCCUGCCUGAAGUCAAACACCUUGUACAUCAGAGAGCUCACACAGGUUACUGUGGCCAUCCCCUUGUGUGUUGGACUCAUAAUCUGAAGACUCACAGAAUGGAAACCAUGAUUAUAACAAGACCACAUGGUGUAACAAUACUAGACUAAAAACAAGUGACAAUUUGUAAAUAUUAAGAAUGUAUAUACACGUCGCCAUGGAUUGGAACUGUUUUGCAUAUCAGGGAAUUCAUAGCCAAGGGGACAUCUACCAAUAUAAGAAAUGUGGAAGACAGAAACCUUUGGAAACUGUUAAUACUAAAAGACGUGUUUCUGAUACAAUAACAAAUUUGAAAAGUAAAAAAAGAAGAUUCCUGCUGUGAAUAAACAUACUCCUUGUGUAAAUAGAAGCUGUAACGUCAUCAGGAUAGCUAGUUAAGUCGGUAACCUUAAACUCAUGUAAGCAGUUCCCAAAGAACAUAGGACUUAUGUUUGGGGUAGAGGGUUGUUUUGUUUUUAUUACAUUACCUUACAGGAACUGUAUGUUCACUUUGAAUCAUGUUUGAAAAAAGUGUAUCCUUAUUAAUUUUGUAAUUAAUAUGGUCAGAGUAUUAUAAACAGCACUAGGUUAAUAUCAUUUCACAGGUAUAAAGUAUACUUUUUCUUGCACUCUUCUCUAGGAUGUAAUGCAUUUGAUCAUUCUUAAUGAACAAUAUCAGCCCUAAAGGACCAAUGCUUUUUUAAUGUUUUCAACUGUACCUGAGUCAGCCAGAGAGAUAAUAUCCGUGUAUAAAAAUAGAUAGAAAACUUUGUUUAGGUAAUUUAAAAUUGUUGGCUGGGUGCAGUGGCUCAAGCCUGUAAUCCCAGCACUUUGGGAGGCCAAGAUGGGCAGAUGACUAGGUCAGGAGAUUGAGACCAUCCUGGCUAACACGGUGAAACCCCGUC